AUGGCUCAAAUAGGCUUACCCCGGUGUCGUAAUCUUACGGCCGAAGCUAUCUUUGGCCACGCCCGGAAGCGGCAGGUCCAGGCUGAGAUCGUGCAGGUCUUGGUUGAUGUGAGGGGAUAUACCCUGGACCUUGUUACUAACAGUAUGGAGCUGGUUGCGUUGCUCGAGAACCACGAGAAUCGGCUUCGCCAUAUCCAAGAGCUGCUCGAAGGAGGUUGGAUUUGUUUCCGGGGUGGGGCCAUGGUUGAUUCAGGAUGA
Messenger RNA from Penicillium maclennaniae, 258 nucleotides. RefSeq lists its product as uncharacterized. The record is from RefSeq and is a predicted model, not a curated record. The coding region runs from base 1 to 258 and encodes 85 amino acids. The transcript has a single exon. Lineage: Eukaryota; Fungi; Ascomycota; Eurotiomycetes; Eurotiales; Aspergillaceae.